Molecule: messenger RNA, 349 nt
Organism: Drosophila guanche
Lineage: Eukaryota; Metazoa; Arthropoda; Insecta; Diptera; Drosophilidae
Exons: 2
Coding region: 56-247 (63 amino acids)
Source: RefSeq, a predicted model, not a curated record
GUUCAGUUUUCUUCAGAAAACUAUCACACAAAAAUAUAUAUCGAUAUAAAUAGUUAUGACGUUAGGAAACGCUGGACGAAUUGCUGUCUGUUGGGGAAUACUAACCGCUGCUGGAGUUUACGCUUUUGUGCUGUCUAAGCAAUCCGUUGAUAGCCGGCGUUACGAGAGCAUGCGAAUACGUGAACGCAUGAGAAAAGCGAAUCACGGCGACUACGACUCUUCCUCUUCCGACAGGCGUUUUGACUAAGUUCGAACACAUUUAGUUAACCAUCAAUUAAAAGCAGCACCACCCACCAUGGAUAUGUCCCAGAUCAGCCCGGCCGACCAGGCCAAAGUACAGCUCAUGCAA